Messenger RNA from Coffea eugenioides, 1670 nucleotides. RefSeq names its product OTU domain-containing protein DDB_G0284757. Gene Ontology annotation, molecular function: cysteine-type deubiquitinase activity. Gene Ontology annotation, biological process: protein deubiquitination. The record is from RefSeq and is a predicted model, not a curated record. Bases 327 to 1304 code for a protein of 325 amino acids. The transcript is spliced from 12 exons. Lineage: Eukaryota; Viridiplantae; Streptophyta; Magnoliopsida; Gentianales; Rubiaceae.
ACUCAUCAGUGCCUAGACAGACGGCGAAAGUCUAAUCCCUGGCCGCCUUUCCGCCUAAAUCAGUCCCAUUCGUAGACCAUUUUUUCAAUUCGUGGCUACUGCUGCUCUUUUUAUGAAAGCGGCGGCGUCUGCUCCUUUUUUUCGAAUCCCAUUCAAUGCCAAAUCAAAUCCUAUCUGCGUAUUAAAGUAGUCAAACUCAAAUAUUGAAUAUUCACAAAUUUCGCUCCGGCAAAGAUAAGUCAAUCAUAUAAGGAGGAUUUUGAGGUCUGAACGGGCCAAUCGAUUUUUCUAACUUUUUGAGGGAUCUGUGGCAUACGGACAGUAAGAUGGCAAUCUAUGAGUAUGACCCUGAUGUCAUUCGGUGGGGUCUACAUCAUCUAGAUGUCUGUAUACCGAAUGAUAGUGGCUGUCCCAAUACUGUUACUAAAUACGAUAAGGACUUGUCUGAAGUUGCAUAUGUAGAUGAAGAAUACUGUGAGCCCAUGCAAGCAAAUGUGUACAAUGACGAGAUAAUUGCUCAUGCUUAUCAAGAAGAACUAUCACGACUUGCAGCAGCUGAAACAUCAGGAUCUUCACAUGCUGAGGAAGAGCAUCAGCAAAUCUCAGUUCUUUCACAGGAUUGGUUUGGUUCUUCAAGAAGACACUGCAAUUCUGAAUGUCAAAGCAAUCAGGACGAUCCUGAUGAAGCAGGAAUGUUUAAAUUAUGCCCCAGCCCAGGACGAGCUGUUGUUAAUGCAGAGGACCAACCAGGUUCCCCAGAGAUAGAAGAUGAAUCUGCUCUUGAUGGAGAAGUUGGCAGGAGGUUGAAUCAGAUGUUCUCCGUCCCUCAUGUGCCUAGAAUUAAUGGAGAAAUACCUUCAGUUGAUGAAGCUACCUCUGAUCAUCAAAGAUUGCUAGACAGAUUGCAGUUGUAUGACUUGGUCGAGCUAAAAGUAUCAGGAGAUGGCAAUUGCCAGUUCCGCUCCUUGUCGGAUCAAAUAUAUCGUACUCCUGAGCAUCACAAGUUUGUUAGACAGCAAAUUGUCACCCAGCUUCAAUCUCAUCCAGAGUUGUAUGAAGGUUAUGUUCCCAUGGCCUAUGAUGACUACUUGAAAAGAAUAACCAAGACUGGCGAAUGGGGUGAUCAUGUCACACUGCAGGCAGCAGCAGAUUCGUAUGGUGUGAGGAUUUUUGUGAUAACGUCCUUCAAGGACACAUGCUAUAUUGAGAUUCUUCCUCAAAUACAGAAGUCAGACAGAAUAAUAACUUUGAGCUUCUGGGCAGAAGUGCACUAUAACUCCAUAUAUCCGCAUGGAGACGCCUAAAUGUUCACAUUUUAACCUAGAAGAAUUUCCUGAACUAGAAAACAAGAAAAAGAAGAGAUGGUGGUGGCCUGGCGGUUAAAAGUUGUUCAAUGUAGAACACUGGUUGUUUAGCGUUGCUAGGAGGUUGAUGUCCGGGAUAAUUUCCAUGCAAGACGCAGUUGAUCUGAUGAGCGUUGUUCACUUCACAUUCUUUUGUACAUAGGUUUCUACUGUAUAUAUAUGUAGUAGGAAUUUAAACCCCUUCUUUUUCUGAGGCUCUAUUCUUUUGUACAUAGUUUAAAGAUUUAUGAGGAGAAUUUUAACUUUUUGUGCGAGCACAGCACGAAUGCUAUUUGGCAAUUAUAUCCAUGCAUAAUUACUGUAUCA